AUGAAAGAGGGGAUAGAGUUGGAGAUUGGGAAAUUGUCUAAAAUUGAAGUUCGGUCUAAGUUGUUGGAGGAAAUUAGAGAAAAACAAGCGGAUGAUGGGUUUAGUAAAGGAAUUGAGCAGCAAUUGAAAGAUGGCAGAGAAUCAGAAUUCAAAUGGGUGAAUGGAAUUUUGAAAUCUAGAGAUAGAGUGUAUGUUCUUCAGGAUAUUGAAUUGAGAAAGAAGAUUUUAGAGAAAGCACAUAGUACUCUUUACACUGCUCAUCCAGGGAGUGUAAAGAUGUAUCAGGAUUUGAGGAAGAGCUAUUGGCGGCCAAGGUUAAAGAAAGAUGUAACUAAGUAUGUUACCAAAUGCUUGGUGUGCCAGCAAGUUAAAGCAGAACAUCAGCGCCUUUCAGGACUGUUGCAGGCCUUUAAUAAGAUCUCCUCUGAUCAGAUAGGCCAAUUAUAUGUCAAAGAAAUAGUAAGAUUACAUGGAGUACGUAGUAGUAUUGUCUCAGACAGGGAUGUAACAUUUAUGUCUGUAUUCUGGAGUAGCAUGCAAAAGGCACUGGGUACUAGGCUUAGUUUCAACACAGCCUAUCAUCAUCAGACAGAUGGACAGACAUAA
Messenger RNA from Pistacia vera, 606 nucleotides. RefSeq lists its product as uncharacterized. NCBI's taxonomy places the organism in Eukaryota, Viridiplantae, Streptophyta, Magnoliopsida, Sapindales, Anacardiaceae. The transcript has 2 exons. The record is from RefSeq and is a predicted model, not a curated record. Bases 1 to 606 code for a protein of 201 amino acids.